This is a messenger RNA of Rhizophagus irregularis DAOM 181602=DAOM 197198, 11784 nucleotides long. Lineage: Eukaryota; Fungi; Glomeromycota; Glomeromycetes; Glomerales; Glomeraceae. The record is from RefSeq and is a predicted model, not a curated record.
AUGGAAAAUAAUACAUUGUCAUUUACAUUCCAUAUUCUUUUGCCAGAGAACAUUGAAAGAAAUGGACAACCUGUAAUUCUUGGCGAUGUAAAAGAAUUAGGAUCCUGGAAAAAUCCUAUCGUAAAACUUCGUCAACCAUUUCCUCAAAAUCUAACAUAUUGGAAAUCCGAUCCAGUUACCAUUUCGGUAUCAAAUUUUGAAAAAAUCCAAUAUAAGUAUGCUAUUCAUACGUCUAAAUCUAUGUUAUUUGGAGGAGAAGAAAAAAUUGAAUUUGAAGGAAUUGAUUCUCAAGACAAUCGCACGUUGAAUAUUGAAAUAAAUGAUCAAUUUGAUAUAUGGAAAAUGCAUGGAUUUGCUUUUGUAGACUAUAUUUAUGAUUCUAUCGAGGCUAAUAACUUUAAAGACAAAGUUGUGGAAUAUCAACGUUUAUUAACUUUUCACAAUGAUCUAACGAUACGCGCUUCAAAUCCAAAAUUUAUUAUCAAUCAAAUUAAUAAUGACCUUAAAGAAAAACGGUUAUUCUUAUGUAUUCUCUUAGGGUAUUAUGUUUCAAAAAGAGAGGUUUCUCCUCGUGAAUUGCCAAAGAAUUUCCCAUCUAACUUAUUGCUUAAUGCACUUGAGAAUUAUAAGCAAGAAAUUUUACCUUUAGGCACUAAAGAUCAAAUGUAUACUGCUAUCAUAACUUUAAUCAAGCAUAAUGCUUUUCAGAUGAAAUUUGAUUGGCUCAUUAUUUUUAAAAUUAUGAUUGAAGUUGAUCCCAAUUGUACUUUUAUUAAGCAUUUAAAAGCUUUAAAAUAUUCUGAUGAAAAUUUAGCAAAAUUUAUUGAAAGAUGUAAAAUCAUUAAAAUUUAUACUGAGAAUAUUAAAUUAGAAUCUUACGUUGUAAUCGCAAAGUGGUUAAUCCAAUUAUGUUACGAUAUUGACUCUCUUUUAAAAAUUUGGAAUGAUGUUCUUAUUCAUAACGACGAAAUUGAUUAUAGUCUUUUUGAGUGUUUUAUUGGACAAAUUAGUGAUGCUGUUGCCUUAGAAUUCUACUUUAGAAGCCUUUCAAAAGAUUAUCAAGACCGUGUUUCAGGAAUUGUCCCAAAUCAAGUUAUAUCUUUACUUUUAAGUCCAAAUAAAAAGUGGACAUAUGAAAAUAUCGAUGCUAUUAAAAAAUUACUUCACGAUAAUAAUCUGGAUUGGCACAAAGAUAAAGUUAUUCAAUCAUUGGAGCUAAUAUCUCAGUCACAUACUUUGGAAUUAUUAAAAAUAUUUCCUGAAAUUUUAGACGAUUGGUUCCGUAGUGAUUUUUCAGAUACCAAAGAGAAAAAGAUACCAAAAAUUUGUGUAAUUUGGUUUAAAAAUCUUCUCUCCAAACUCGAUACAAGCACAAGUAAUAAAAACGAGAGCAAUUUUAUUUUUUUGGUAUUUCAACAAUUAGAUCUUAUGUAUCCUUUGCUUAAUCAAAGAAUUAAUAUUUGGCGAGAUUUAACAGCAAUUGCCAUAGAUAGAGUGAAGAAUUGUUCAGAAGAUCGAAUCUUUGCUGCAACAAAAUUAAUAGUACAAAUAAAGCAAGAUGAUGUUAAGAAACUAUUUGUAGAGAUUGUAAAGGACAUAUUUAAUAAGUCUGCUCUACAAACUCAUAAUCAGUUUUUAAAUAAGAUACGCAUUAUUUGCGAUUGCGAAACCAGGCCUCUAGACGUUCCAAAUAUGAUGAGCGAAGAUAUUUUAUAUCAUAUUAUGAAUAGAUUAGAAAGCCAAUCGACUGUAUCCAGCUCUUCAGAUCAUUAUUUGAAUAUUGUAAAGAUUAGUAAAUUUUGGAAUAUCAUAUUACGCGCUACUGGAAGCGUCGCAAAACUUAACUCAAAUCCAUUUGUUAAAAAUAUUAAAACGUCAAUUAACGAACUUGCUGGAUUCCUUCUUGAAAAAACUAUUGAUGUCCAAUUAUUGCGACAAAUUUUGAAAUAUGAUGACGAAUAUCUAUUUCGACAUUUUGAUGCGGCUGUUGAUAAGAAGAAAGCAUUGGGAGACAUAUGUAAUAAUUAUCAAAAUCAACUCGAUGUACUUUCCAAAUUUUAUAACGGAUUUUGUCCAAACGAUAAAGUAACAGAUGUAGCUGAUUAUAUUCGAGAUUUAAAACAACAUUUGCAAAAUUCAGAUAAAACAAAGGUGAAACAAGUGCUCUUAUCAGAUCAUUGGGCAUUCCAUGAGAAAACUAUGGACAGUGCAAGAAAUUGCUACAAAUUUAAUCGAUCUCAAGCUUUUCGAAAUAUCUUCGAUUUUUGUAUUAAGGAAGACGCUGCUGCAAUAAACGUAGAAUACAUAGCACAAAAUUUAAUUCCAAUCGUUUUUGAAAAGUAUAAUGCUAUGUGUAAACAACUUAAGGAUUGGGAAAAGCUGAAAUGUUCAGAAACAUCUUUGCUUUGGAAAAAUGUCACAGAUGUUAAUUCAGAGCUUGAUUUGAUGGAAGACUAUAAAAUUUCCAAAAGUCAAAUAUUUGUGCAGACCCUUGAUUAUCUUACAAAAAUUCCUCAUUGGAUCCAACGACUUGAAGAGCUAGAAAGUGUCGUGGAAAUGGAAUUCUUCAAAGUACCACAUGAUGAAGAUGAUUGGCUAUCAAAAUCAAUUGGUAUUUUAAAAGAUGAUUCCGUGAAACUUAGCACCUUGAAUAAUUUUUUCGAUUAUCUUGAUAAGAAUCUUUCUAAUGUCAAUCAAGAUUGUUGGAAAUUGAUAAAAGAGCUAUCAAGCGCUAAAGAAUUUUUGAGUUUCUUAAAGAAAAUUGCCGAGCAUAAUAUUAAAAAUCUGUUUAUUGGUGUGGAUGACUAUUCGGAUGAAGGAUUGAUCCAAGAGGAUACUGUUUCCUCUCUCAUUCAAGUUGGGCAAUAUUUAUUACCUUUUAUGAAGAUUAAUUAUUGGGAAGGUAUUACUGGUUUUUUAGCUUCGUUAUCAGAUGUUGUGAACAAGAAUCCUACGUUAGGAAAAAAGAUUGCGUUAUGUAAUAGUAGCAAUAUGGCAUUGCAAAAUAUGUACAAUAAUAUUCAAAACAGUGAAGAAGUAACUAGAGAGAAAAUCAAAAAUGCUGUACUUAAUGGAACCUUUACAUUUACACGUGACCGAAAAGAAGACAAGUGUUUAGUUUCUUUACAAUAUCCCUCUAAAUCUAAUGUGAAAUAUAAUCUAAACGAAAUUUUAGAUUUACGUGGACAGGCUCUUUUGAUUGCAAAACCAAAAAAUACAAACAACAAAGAGGCAGAAAUGUCCAAAGAUGUUAUGGAUAAAUUUGUUGCCCAAGUCGAUAUUGCACAAGAAAUAAUUAAUAUAGUAUCCAUGUUGAUACAAAUGGGACAUUUUGGUUAUAGAAAGUUUGAAAAUAAAUUACAAGGAACGGAUAAUAUGAGAGAUUACCUGAAAUUUUUAAAGGAAGAACUUAAAAAUUGGCAAAAUAUAGUAGAUCGUGCACAACAAAGAUGUUUUUAUUUAACGUUCUUCCCCGCUUGUCACAUUUUAGCAUUCUAUGAUUAUUUUACAUCAGAAAAAUUAGAUAAGGGUAAUGAAGAAGAAUGCAAAAUAUUGAUUAGAUUCGUAAACAGUAAAGCACAAUUACCAUCAACUCGUAGAGAUAUGCAAAAAAUUUUACGUGAAUCCAAAAAUUAUCUUGAAAUUCUUACCGAAAUUGGAAAUGAAUUAGAAAGAAUUUUUAGAAACGUUCCAAAACAAUCUCGUAAACCUAAAGCUGCUGGGCAACGCGUAAUGUCAGAUCUAGUUAGAAAGGGCGAAAUAUUCGUCGCUUCUUAUACUGACAAAACACGAGUUCCAAAUAUUAUCAUGUCAUUAUAUGCUAAUCAUGGAUAUUACCCCGAACCGUGGCAACUCUUGAUAUGUACUUCCUCAACUACAAUGGAAGAACUAACUAUUUUUAUUAAAAGAAGUUUUUAUGCAUCAAAAAAUGGAUAUGAAAUUCACUUAUUUUGUAUUGUAAAUUUGGAAUUAUUGGAAAUUGAAUUACAAUAUAAUUUAGCUAACCAAAUUAGAUCAAUGCAAGAUCAAAAGGACUAUCUUUUAGCACUCAUUUUCUGCAGAGAAAAUGGAGUCCAUCAUCGUAUUUUAGAUCAAUUCUCUUCAGAUGUUAAGGAAACUAAUGGAUUAAAUAAUGAUUCAAUGAGAGGAAUUUAUAGAGAAUUGUGUCAGAAUGUCAUACGCGUUUCUUCUGAUUUAUCAGGACAGGGCAAAACUGAAUGGAUUAAAGAAUAUAGUUUCAGAAAAAAGAAAGUUCCUCGUAGCUUUUUAAUAAGCGAUGAUACGCAGUUUGGCAGGCUUGUACGUCAAUUCAAAGAAUGUAAACUCCGACCUGUUGAAAGUCUGCAUAUCAAUAUAGUAUCAGCUAACUAUCCUGGAGACGUUAAUAUGUUUUUAUUUAAGUUAUUAACUUUGGGUAUGGUUUCUACAAAUGUUGAUAUAGCUUGUCUGCCUCCAUCAGAAACACCCACACAUAUAUUUAUCGAAAUAGCUUCAACUACAGAACAGAAUCUACUUAAUUCUCUUCCUAUGGCAGGAUAUUUAUUGUUUAAUCAUAUAUCUUGGAAUAUUAAGAAUUUGAAAGCCUCUCAAGAAAUCAAUAGUCCAAUUCAGAUUACUUGUCAUUAUUUAAAUUUAUUGGAUCGUAAUAAUAUAGAUUCAAAAGAGAUCCUCUUCCGGACAGAUAAAGCAAUUAAAGAUCCAUUACCAGUAGAACGUUGUCAAAAUCUUAUUGAAAAAUACUUCUUUAAUAAAGGCAACAAAGAUACUUCUUCAUUUAGAUUUGUUGAAAUAUUUAUUAAUGUACUCGCAGAUCAAUUAGUUCGAUUUUCAUCAAAUCAAUUCUUUACUGUAGAUAAUCUCAAAUUAAUGGUAAAAGAAACUAACAUUAGAAAUCUUAUAUUAAGAACCUUAAUAGAUGUUUCAAAAGAUUUUGCAACCAUAUCUAUUAGAACAAAAGAGGCACAACUAGAAUCUACAAGUGCUAUAGAUGCUGAUGAUGGAAACGCUCGUCUUGGUAAAAUUGUUCAAUGGGACGACUUAAAUCAUCUUAUAGUAUUUUUCAAUUCUCAAAUUCCUGAUAUAAUAUCAGCUUUAUAUCGUGACAGAAAUAAAGUUCAUAAAAAUAUAAAGACUUUGUUAAAAAGUCAAGUAAUUGGUAAACAAACGAAAUGGGAAUUAGAUGAUUAUAAUUCGAUGUCUUCAAAAGCUCUUUUAUUAAAGUUAGAAUAUUUGGAACGAAGAUCAGAUCUUCCUGAAUAUGCUUUAUCUGGUGAUAACUUAAUAAAGAUGGUCUUAAUUCUUUUAAGAGCACGUGCAAACAUUCCGGUCAUAGUUUGUGGUGAAGUAGGAUGUGGCAAGACAAGUUUGAUCUCUUAUCUGGCCUUGAUGAUUGAAGUUCAAUUCCAGGCACUUUUCCUUCACGCCAGAAUCAAUGAAAAAGCUAUUGUGAUGUUCAUGAAUGAUUCUUUAGAAAAAGCAGAAAAAGGCGAGAUUUGGUUAUUUUUUGAUGAAAUUAAUACUUGCAAUUAUAUAGGUUUACUCGCUGAUUUAAUAUCCCAUCGAAUGUUUAAUGGGAAGCCAAUACACCCAAAUAUUCGUUUAUUCGCUGCUUGCAAUCCAUACCGUCUUCAUGCGAAAGCUCAAAGUGAAGCCGGUUUGACAAAUAGAGUUAAAAAAUUCGAAGAAUGGAGUCAUCUUGUUUAUCAGGUCAAACCACUUCCUGACCAAAUUUUAGAUUAUGUUUGGGACUACGGUAUUCUGAAACCAGAUGAUGAAUACAGAUAUAUUCAAAUAAUGGUUGAAAAAGAAUUAAAAACUUUAGCACACCCUGUAUUUGCAGAACUUUUAUUUGCUUCUCAAGAAUUCAUUCGUAAGGUUGAGGAACGAUAUAGUGUGAGCUUACGUGAUGUUAAACGAGCUAUAAAAUUAGUGAAAUUCUUUAAUAAUUCUCUUCAAGAUCGUCCAGUUUGGAAGAAAGAACAUACAUAUCCACCACCUGGUAAUCCAACAAUAAGGAUUAGGUCUUAUGUUCUGGCACUUAGUCUUUGUUAUCAUUUUCGUUUAUAUGAUCAAAAUUUAUGCAAACAAUAUCGUAGUGAAAUGGGGCAAAUAUUACAAAAUCACAAAGAGUAUAUAGGGGAGCAUAUGUUUUCCAAAAUUAUUCGCGAAGAACAAAAAGAUUAUAUUAACAGGAUGCAAUGUCCACCUAAUACGGCAUAUAACGAAGCUUUAUUAGAAAAUGUUUUGGUCAUUAUCGUAUGCAUUUUGACAAAAAUCCCUCUGUUUCUUAUAGAAGCAUCGGGCUCUUCAAAAUCUUUAGCAGUUCGUCUUAUAAGUUCGAAUUUACGUGGUUCUGAUUCAAGUGAUAUGUAUUUUAGAAAAUUAGCACAAGUUUACUUAAUUCCACAUCAAGGCUCUUCAUCUUCAACUUCUGAAGGUAUUAUAAAAGUUUUUGAGAAGGCAAAUAAAUUUCAGAAGACAACUUCCAAACAAUUUCCUGUUGCUAGUGUUGUUUUACUUGAUGAAGUUGGGUUGGCUGAAACAAGUCCUUUCAAUCCAUUAAAAGUACUUCACUCUUUGCUUGAACCAAGUUAUCCAGAUACAGGGCCAACUGUUUCAGUGAUAGGAAUAUUUAAUUGGCGCUUAGACAUCAGUAAAAGUAGUCGUGCAUUACUUGUUCAAAGACCACAAUUUAAUUUGAAUGAUUUAGUCGAUACUGCCGAACGUUUAUUAAAUACUAGAGUUAUUGGACAAAGAUUAGUUUUAGAACCUUUAGCUAAAGCAUAUGAAAAAAAUGGUCAAACUUUGUCUAACUUUCACGGCCUUCGUGAUUAUUAUGCAUUGGUGAAGCGUCUUUCAUUAAACGAAAUGACUCCGGGGAAUGUUCAAAUGGCACUAGCUCGUAAUUUUGGAGGAACCGAGAAUCAUGUCAAAUUAUGUAAUCAAUAUUUUGGAAACGUUCUAAAGAUGUUUAAUAAUCAUAAGCCAUGGAUAUAUGAACAAAUUCCAGUCGGACAAUUAAUUGAUUCAAAUUUAAAUGAUUCUGAUGCACGCCAUUUAAUGGUUAUCAGUAAAAGUGAUUCAAUUGUAAAUUUGCUGACUUAUCAGUUAAGGAGGAGAGAUUUGGAUCCUGUUAUAAUUCUAGGAUCACAAUUUCCUGACGAUCAAGAAGAUUACUAUUAUAGUGUUUUGAGGAGAAUCAUGAUGUGCGUUGAAGCAGGCAGACCAUUAAUUUUAACAGAUUUAGAAACAAUUUAUGGGAGUCUUUACGAUUUAUGGGAUCAAAAUUAUAUUGUGGUGGGAAAUAAAGAUAAUGUCAAAUACUUUACGAGAGUUGCACUUGGUGCAUAUUCCAACCCUAUGCUUUACGUUUCUCCGAAUUUUAAAUGUAUUCUUGUUAUGGAUGAGACUAAAUUGGCUUUGGCUAAUCCUCCACUUCUUAAUCGAUUUGAAAAACAAAGAAUGUCGAUUAAUGACUUACUUGAUGAUAAGCAAAAAUUACUUGUUGAAUAUUUAGACAAUUGGACAAAUCAAAUUACAACUUUGGUUAAGGCUAAUUCAGUGACUGGUUUACAUAAUAGAUUCACCAAAGAGGAUUUAUUCAUUGGAUUUGAUAAAGAUGAAACUUUACAAAGUUUAAUGUUUUACAUUACAAAGAAUAACCUUGAAGCUAAUGAUAAUGAGAUUUUAGAAAAAUGUAAAGAAUCAUUAAUUGCAAUAGCUUCUGCUGAUGGGAUUAUAAGAGCAGAAUUAUCAAUUUUAGAACAAGAUGAAGUUGAUCGGUGGAAACAUGUUUAUUUCAAUCAAAAUCAUAAUUGCCUUUCCAAUUAUUUUGACGCUUUAUUUGGUCUGUUUGAUCCCGAAGGACAAUUAGUAAUUAUAAAUACAUUUUCUAAGAUUUACACAGAUUUCAAAUCUAGUUUGCAAGAUUAUUUGAGAUAUCAAGCGCAUAACUUGUCAAUCAUUAAGACCGAAGUUCAAAUAUCAAAAAUAGUAAAAGAUUUCUUUUUUGAAUCAAUGGAUCAAGUUUUAAUCCUUCAGUGUGAUAUUAAUACUAUUAAUAUUAAAUGUGUCAAAUUAGCGAAGUAUAUUAUUGAACAGUUUCGAAGCGAAUUUUUGGCCAAAAAAGAAGCAUAUGAAAUAAAUAUGCCUAUUAAGCAUGCAUGUAUAAUAUUUCAUAUUCGACGAGAUUAUGAAUCAAAUUUAAUAAAAUCCAAUUUCAUUUGUGGCUGGAAACAAAUUACUAUUGAAACGUUAAAAUCACAAGAGGCACCGUUAAUGGAUUUUUUGGAUAAGCCUUUAUAUGAAAUAAUUAACUCUGAAUUUUUUGAAAAAAUAGUUGGUUCAACAAAGCCAUUUGAAAAAAUAUUGAAAGAUGAAUUAUUAUGGUGCUUAUCAUGUAUAAAAUAUCAACAUUCCAAUGUAAAUUAUAUCAGUACGUUGAGUAAUCAAAUUUUAAGCAAUUUGAUUUUUGUAAAUUGUAUUAAAACUAAAACUUUUGAAUGGGUUUUAGAAAAUUGCAAAAAUUGGCAAUAUGAAGUAGUUUUAGAUAAAACGUAUUUAUCAAAAUUUACUUGCUUAUCACUGGCUUUACAAGAUUAUAUAAGAAUAAUUAUUAAACAGACUGUUGCUAAAAUUAUAUAUUCACUCGAAAAUUUAUCAGCAUUAACUACAUUUUUCAAUUAUAACAAUAAGGAAUCUAAAAUAAAAACUGAAUUAUCCGAUUUAUGGAAACAUUUCUUUAUGGAUAAUACAACAAUCAAUAUUAAUAACUUAUGUGAACCGAAACCUUCUAUAUAUAAAAUAUCACACUUAAUGAUUAAUGAUCUUGAAUUUCCUUUUUCAUACUAUUUCUUGGAUCAAAUUAACUUCUAUAAAAAGUUAUAUUAUGAAGAACUGGAUAUUUUAAAACAAGUUUUAGAAAAUGAUGAUGGAUUAAUUGAAAAUCAUCUUGACGAUUUUAAAAACAAUUUGAUUUCUAUAUAUCCGAACUUUGAAUAUUUGCAAAAAUAUUCGGAGUUGUAUUAUAAUGAUUUUAUUAAAAUUAAUUUAUCAAUUUAUUCAACGAAAUUGGAUUUUAUUUUAAGACAUUUAAUUGGAACUGAAGAUAAAAUUGUAAACCCAUUUAUUCUUCAUAUUUAUUGGUGGAAAUAUGCUGCAGAAAUUUUAAUUCAAUUAAAAUUGGUUGAAACAUUUCCAGAUCUUAUUACAAAGGCUCAGAAUGAUUUUAUUGUAUAUGGUAAACUUGAUCGAUUUCUUUUCAAUGAAUCAAUUAACUUGAUUUUAAAAAAUAUAUGUGAUGAUAAACCAUGGAAACAAGAUAUGGAUUUCAUUUCAUCCAUAUAUUAUAAAAUCAAUGAUUCAAAGAAUUUUUCAAACUUGCACUUAUUAUUUAUAUGUAAUGAUUUAUUAAAAAUUAAUACAACUCCACUAGAAAAAGUCAAAGAAAUUAUUAAUUUAGGAAAAUCCACCAAAAACAAAGAAAUUAUUACAACUGAAAUUAUCAAUUUAGUAUUUAGUAAUUUAGACAAUAACAAUAAUGAAAUUCCUAUUACAUCAUUUAUUAAAAGAAGCCUUAACCUUAUUUCUUUGGAAUCAGAAAUUCGUUUAACUCUUUACAAACAUAUAUUUUCACAAUAUUCUUUCAAACUAAUGAAUAAUGGUAUAAUUGAAAAAAUAUUUACUACUGAAAUCCAACAAAACAAACAAAUAUUUUUCAUAUUAAUUAAGAAUUCUAAAAAAGCUUUACAAUUUUCAAUUAGAUUGAAAACUAUUAAUGAUAAUAUUAAAGACAUCAACUCAAAUAUGGCUUGGUCUUGCUGUGAAAUAAUUCAAUCAAUUUUCAAUCAAUUUGAAUUAAGUGAAUUGUUACCUUAUUUUAAGAAUUCAAUUGAAUCAUUUACAAAUCAAGAAGAUUUGCUUUUGCAACAAAUAACUUCAAUUGCAUUUUUAAAAGAAUUUAUAAAUAAAUACUGGAAGAAUUACUUUCAAAAAGAUAAUUCUUUAUCUAAGUCAUUAAUUAAAGAAAUUAAUAAUGUUAUGAAAAUCAGUGUUAAUCUAUUUAUGCAUUCAAUACGAUCUUAUUUUAUGCUAAUUUUAUAUCAGCAAAGUUCUUUUGAUAUAAAGCAACUCGAAAUAUUAAAGAAAGAGUUUACAUUUUUUGAAAAUUUCACAAAUAUAGAGUCAAUUACAAAUAUGGAAAUGUAUUUUCCUCCUAAACUUUGGAAAUCAAUCAUAAAAGUGAAUUUUAAAGAUUUUCAUACAUAUUAUAAUAAUAAUUUGGAUAAAUAUCCUUUACUUUCAGUAUUUUUUAAACAUAAUAAGAACUUAAAUUUCAUUAAACAUCUUCGUCCAAUUAUUAGAUUUGUAAAAAUUUUAAGCUUUAAGCUUGAAUAUCAUUUAACUAAAAAAACAGCUCAAAUCAUGACAUUUCAUGAAUUUAUUAAAAAAGAAUCUGCAGAUGAUAAUGAAUAUGUCAAUUUAAAAUCUUUAUUUGAAGAAUUUGCUAUUAGUUGGAAUUAUAUUAUUAGCCAUAUUGAUCAAUAUCAAUCUGAAGAAUUACUUAAUAAGCCACAUAUGAAUCUUGAACUUCCUGUAAUUUUUGGAUUAGUUGAGCAAAAAAAUAAUGGAAUUUACUUAUGUGCAAUUUUAGACUUUUUAAUUAAAUUGCACAAUGAAUUUUUAGAUGAUAUUAUAAAUAUUCCAAUUGAAGAAUGUAAAAGCCUUAACUUUAUAAAGAAUUUGUCUUGGAAUUAUUUAAAUUCUAAAAUGUAUUUUAUUAUAUCUACGGUAGCACAAGCACAAGAUGAUAAUUUUAUUAAUUAUGAGUGGAAUGAUAAGAUUUUAAAGUAUAAUCAAAGAAAUAUGGGUAUAAAGGGAAAUGUAAACUUUAUAUUUGAUUUACAAAAAAUCGAAAUGAAAUUAGCAAGAAAAUUAGUUAUUGAUAAAGUUUAUUUUAAAAUGGAAAAUAAUCAAUUUUAUUUAAAAAACUUUUCAUUCAAAUAUGAAUUAUUUCAUAACUCUCCAAAAAUUCUUUUUGAUAUUAAAAAAGUAUUACAACAAGUACCUAUCCCGGGAGAUAAAAUUCUAAUGAUAUUGACAUUCUUUCAGCAAUCAAAUUCUUCAAUAAUUUUAAAUAGUUCAACAAAUUUAGUUAAUCUAUCUGAUUUACUUUUUCUUUUUGAAAUAAUGCUCUGUUUUAUUAAAGAAUUAUCAAUUCAAAAUAAUAAUAUGCUUAUUUUAGAUUUUGUUGACCAAUGGUUGAAAUUAGCAAGAUAUAAUAUAGCAUCUAUAGAUAUACUUAAAGAGUUUUCUUUAAAACAUAUUAUUGCAUAUUAUGUAUUAAUUGAAGAACAAGUUGCUAAUUCAAUAAUUCACAAUAUAGAUGAUAAAUUUAAAAUUCAAUUAGUGCAGCAAAUGAAGGAUUCAAUCAAUAAGGCUGUGAGUUAUAAUAGUCAAAAUCAACAACUUAUUCCUGCUAGGGCAUUGGUUCUUGCUUUGAAAAGAUUUAUUUAUAGAUUUUUAUUAGUUAAUUCUAAUAUUGAAAAUCAGAAUUUAAAUACAUAUAUUUUGGAUUUCACUUUAGAUUUAUGGACUGAUGAUAUUAAACAAGAAUUGAUUAAAAAAUUGUUUCCUACUUGUUUAUUAGUAUCUCAUGCUUAUAAUGCUUACACAUUUAUUGUUAAUGAAAUUGAGGGAGAAGGAAAUAAUGAAAGUUUUGCAUCGGCAUAUUCAUUAACUGCAAGAAAAAAUUUGAUUAAAAAAUUUAAGAAGUUUACAAGUUAA